GAAAAGGCUCCUAUAUCGCGGUCACCAACUCUUCUUAUCUCUCUCGUUUCUAUCCACACUCGGACAUCGCAGAGACCGACCACUCGGUCACUCCUCGCUCCUCUCCUUCCAGUCGUCUCCAGCUUCUGCUCUCGCUCAGUUGCUUCUCCUUUUCGAAGACUUCGGACUUGUAACCGUCAAAGGGAGUGAAGGAAGGAGUUUUGGAAGUUCGAUACAGACUUAAGACUCGGGAGCUUUCUGUAAGCAUCAAGAGUGAGGGUGACGAUGUUUCUCCUUCAACCUUCUGCUCCUCGCCCCUGUAAUUUGAAAUCCACAUUUCUGGGUGAGAUGAGUGCAACCCAAGUUGUACGAGUUCCUGUCACUAAGGUUGGUCUUCUGAGGAAGGUUGUGGAAUGCAAAGAAUCAAGAAUAGGGAAGAAGGCAAUUGAGGUACCAUCCAAUGUGACUAUCACACUGGAAGGCCAGGAUUUGAAAGUAAAGGGUCCUUUGGGUGAGCUUUCAAGGACUUAUCCACGUGAGGUCAAGAUUGUGAGAGAGGAAUCUGGGACUCUGAAGGUCAAUAAGGCACUGGACACGAGGAGAGCUAACCAGAUGCAUGGGCUUUUCAGGACUCUUACAGACAACAUGGUGGUUGGAGUUUCUAAAGGAUUUGAGAAGAGGCUUCAAUUGGUUGGGGUUGGGUAUCGUGCAACAGUAGAAGGCAAUGACUUGGUAUUAAAUCUUGGGUUCUCUCACCCAGUUAGGAUGGCAAUCCCUGAUGGUUUGAAAGUGAAGGUGGAAGACAAUACCAGAAUUUCUGUUAGUGGAUAUGACAAGUGUUCCAUUGGUGAAUUUGCUGCUUCAAUUAGAAAGUGGAGACCACCAGAACCAUAUAAAGGGAAGGGUGUCAAAUAUGCUGAUGAGAUUGUAAGAAGAAAGGAGGGGAAAGCUGGGAAAAAGAAGUAAAAUGGCUACCCUUCUUUCUUUCAUGUCAUUUUUUUUUCAUUUUGGGCUCUUUUUGCUUGUGCUUGUGUUUUUUUUUGCUUGUCUAGUUGUUUAGUAUCCUUUGUUUUGAGCCAACUGUACUUACAUCGCAGUUGAAGAAAAAAAAACUAAAUUUAUGAACAGAUUAUUCUUUCUUUUC
Messenger RNA from Nelumbo nucifera (sacred lotus), 1123 nucleotides. Its product is annotated as large ribosomal subunit protein uL6c-like. Lineage: Eukaryota; Viridiplantae; Streptophyta; Magnoliopsida; Proteales; Nelumbonaceae. The record is from RefSeq and is a predicted model, not a curated record. Gene Ontology annotation, biological process: translation. Gene Ontology annotation, cellular component: ribosome. Gene Ontology annotation, molecular function: structural constituent of ribosome; rRNA binding.